Messenger RNA from Varanus komodoensis (Komodo dragon), 1900 nucleotides. RefSeq names its product cAMP-dependent protein kinase inhibitor alpha (gene PKIA). The transcript is spliced from 4 exons. Gene Ontology annotation, biological process: negative regulation of cAMP-dependent protein kinase activity. NCBI's taxonomy places the organism in Eukaryota, Metazoa, Chordata, Lepidosauria, Squamata, Varanidae. Gene Ontology annotation, cellular component: cytoplasm; nucleus. Bases 377 to 607 code for a protein of 76 amino acids. Gene Ontology annotation, molecular function: cAMP-dependent protein kinase inhibitor activity. The record is from RefSeq and is a predicted model, not a curated record.
GUGAACGACGGCUGGCCCUGCUCGCGGACGUUUGCCCGGCGCACCCGUCGCCCCCACCCCCCGCGUCGGCUCUAAAGCGGCCGCCGCAGGGGCUCGCUGGGUUGCAAGGUUGGCGAACGGCGGGGGAGUCUCGGCCGCAGGGCGCGGGAGGCGGACGCGCUGAAUCAGCGGCCCUAGGGAAGAACUUGUUCGGGGUGGUGUUUUGUGUCCUUUAAACCCAGGGCCCCGCACCGUGCUCUAUGGGGCUCUGGUGUGAUGGCAUUCAGGACUGAGACAAGCUGCAACUUGAUGGACUAAGGCAUGGCACUUAAAAUAUGGGACAUGUGACAGCUCUACUUCAGUUUACUUAAAGGUACUGCUAUGAGGAUUAUUAGCAAUGACUGAUGUGGAAUCUACCUAUGCAGAUUUCAUUGCUUCUGGAAGAACCGGGAGAAGGAAUGCUCUUCAUGAUAUCCUUGUGUCCUCUACGAGUGGGAAUUCAAGUGAAUUAUCCCUGAAGUUAUCAGAACUUGAUAUAAACAAAACUGAAGGAGAAGAUGAUGCACAGAGAAAUCCCACUGAACAAACUGAGGAACCCCAGGGAGAAGCAACAAAACAAGAAAACUAAUGUCCCACUUUGACCAACAGCAGCAGUUGUGGGAUGUUUUCCAACUUCAAGAGCCUGCCAGGAAAAAUUGUAUUUUGUGAGCUAGCUGAUUGAACAACAGCAGCAGCAAAUAAAACAAAAUUAAAAAUGGAUGUGUUUUGUUAUUCAAACCGACAAAACCCAGCCCUAAAAAGGGGAAAGCAGGUGGUAGCCAUAGACAGAACUUUCUCUACCUCUGUUAGCAAUGGUUGAGACUUUGUUGCUGACUUUGCGAGACUCUUGACAGAUGGAUCUCAUCACAAAUCACCAUUUGAUGAAAUGCCUGUAAGACAUAGAAAAAACUAGGUUGUGUCCCAAGUGGCCUUCAACUCACCAGGGGCAUGAAUUGCAUUGUUAUGGCAAUGGCUUCACUGAACCUCAGAGCUGUCUGGCUAGAGUGUUCACCUAUUAGAAUCACCUGUAAAGGAAGCACUGUUUGUUUUUUCAAGGAACUCUGCUUCUAUGUUUUUUCAGCUCUGUUACUUACAAUGUUUUAUAUUGUACAAUUUAGAGUACACUGCCCCUUCUCAAAACACUUAUGAAGGCAACUUCAUUGACUGUGAAUUUUUUCUACCACUUGUUUUGAAAGGGCUACAGUUCUUUUCUUCUUUUUGCAUAAUGUGGUGGUGUGUAUUUGAUAGACUCUAAAACUACUAAACAGAUGGAAUUGUAACCUAAUUAUUCAUCAGCAUUCUUUCACAGAAGAAUAUACAAUAUAACAAACACGUAGUUUGACAUGUCUGGUGUUUUCUUAGUACAGUUAAGUCACUUUGCUUAUAGUUGGUUGGAAAUCCAAGAUUCAAACAGAAUACGUUCUUUAAUCUUCUCCUUUAAGGAAUUUAAAAUGUAAGGUUUUUUUUAAAAAAAUCUAGUGCAGAAGUUUUAGGAGUAAACUUAUCAGUAUAGCUUAAAAGCAGAAAUGUUGCACUGGGGUUACAUGAGAAACAGAAAAGCCCCAGAAAGAUGGUCAAUAUUUGUUCUCUAAAAUGACAUGUAUAUUUAUUGUAGUCUUUAGAACUGGGUUCUUAAUUUUCAGUAGUCAAGGCUGGAGCAAAACAAAACAAAAAAAGUCUUGCUAUGGCAAUCAAGUGGACACCUAUCACAGAGUUUUUGUUGUUUUAUUCUAAGCCCAAAUGUUUAUUUUUCUUUAUUAGUAAAGUGAUGUCAUGUUUACUUUGUUUGAAAUGUUAUGCACUUUUUAAAAAAAGUUUGUAAACUUUACUAAAGGAUUAGUGUAACUUUGCUUUCUAGUAAAUUUGAAUAUUGGUUAAUGAA